This is a messenger RNA of Anopheles nili, 2217 nucleotides long. It is a transcript of the gene fs(1)Ya, whose product is annotated as mitosis initiation protein fs(1)Ya. The transcript is spliced from 3 exons. The record is from RefSeq and is a predicted model, not a curated record. NCBI's taxonomy places the organism in Eukaryota, Metazoa, Arthropoda, Insecta, Diptera, Culicidae. Bases 1 to 2175 code for a protein of 724 amino acids.
AUGAUUAUUCCCAAAGAGGUUCAGUGCAGGACCUGCUCGCAGGUGUUUUGCUGCGCUACAUGUCGCAAAAAGCACGAAGAUGUAAAGCAUCAGGAAAUCGCCAUGUUGCGAAAAAUUUGCUACAUUUGCAAUGACAGACCAUUCCCGCUGAGGAAGGACACUAAAGUUACGCCAAAUAAUCUACUAAUCGCGCAUGUACUGAACGAGCAUUUGCCGCUGCAAUGCAACCGGUGCAGGAAGGUUUUCUAUUCUAUGGCGGAUUUUCAGGAUGCCAGCAAGUGCUUCCUUUUAUGCACGGAUGAACCUGGUAAAGAAGGCGAAUGUCAUCUGCAGAGCAGUAGCAUCAUUGACCCCGACUCGUUGCCCCCGGUAGACGAUGAAAAUAAGGAGAAUGUCGCAACGAAAUGUUCCAUCACAGAAGCGGUCAGUGUGCCGGUAGGCUUAAAGAAGGAAAAAGACCUGCAACCUACAUCCGAAGCGGAGGAAGUGGACGACGCCUUGCUGACACCGUUGACGAAAAUAAAUCUGCGAUGGAAACGCAAGAGCCGCCAAAGCUUCGAGAGCAUGCUCUCGAUGACGAACAACACGUCUGAGGUUAACGCGUCCGGAAUACUGCGCGGUGAAGGAGCGGGUGGUGCACGCAAGCUGGUUCGCACCACCUCCACGCCCAUGUAUCAGUGGCAGCUGAUGCCGACAGGGUUGAAGCAACCGAACGAAUCCUACACGAUGGGCCAGAUGUCGAGCAUCCACUGCAGUAGUGGCAGCGAGACGGACAGCCGCACAGAAGAUCCGGUUGGAUCGCCUGUCAAGCCAAAUGAGCUCGAUAAGGUGCGUGCGAUCAUUCGGAACCGCUCGAAAGCGGUUGCAACACCGCUGCGUCAAGUAAUGUCUAAGAGCAUUCAGCGAGCGAUCGCUCAGCACACUGGAGCGGGUGGCGCUUACUCAAAGAUGCUGCAACCGGGCACUCAGCGGAAGAUGAGCUUCAAUUCAACGGUCAGCAGCGGCGUGAACAGUACUAUUGCCUCCCCGGGGCGCCAUCCACUGGAUUUGCGCACCACGCCGGUUCUGCGACGAGUUGGCGGUAUCGCUUCUGGGGCAUCAAGUCAGGCUCAUCCGAUGGUUCGCAUGGGCGACCCGGGCCAAGAAACGGUGCAGUUAGCGGGACCUGUAACUACGGACGAUGGAGAAAAAUCGCGGUCGCUGCCGAACGUCAACUCUGACGAACGCUCGGAAUACUACGAAACCCAUCGCGAUAUGGAAUCGUUGCGACGAUCAAACGAUUCGAUGGAUGCAGAAAAUCAGGACAGUUCUCGGAAGAUGCGACGAACGUCAAACUACCUGCAUACACCGAAGAUUACUGGAGGGGCCCUGAAGAAGGUGAUUUCCUUCCAAGGACUUCAGAGAGUAACGCUAACGAAGGGCCAUAGUCCGUCGAAGGGGGACGCAGAAGAAGACGUAUGGGGAACGCCAUGUGCAGGAGCUCCAAAUCGAAGUUACAGUUGCUCGGCCGCAGGACUUGGCGAAACAUUCAGGGCUUACGAUGCAUCGGUUGAAGACGCCGAAAAUGAUACCUUGUCGGAUGACGUUUUCUAUCCAUCGAAGGUGCAGCUUCCUGAGCAGCGUGGUGUAAAGGCAACGCUCGGCAAUUCCGCCUUGGAUGGAAAAGGAAAACUGGACGACAUGAUGACUACCGGUGGCAGCAGAUUGUGGUCGAUCGUAUCGAACGUCAUCAGAUUGGCCUCGCGUAGCGACGUGCAAGAGGAGGUUGCUGUUGCAAGCCGCGGACAGAGGGCAGUUACAGCUUCAUCGGGCUCCACUACAAGUGGCAUUGGGUUGAUGCAGCGAGCCGCUUCAUUUGCGGACUAUCUGAAAAGCCGAUACACGGGUGCGAACGAUGGACUUCCAAGGACAUCAUCAUCCGGGUCGGACGAAUAUCGCGUGACAUCGGAGUCGGUAGGCAAAAAAAGGCGACGAAUUGCUUCGUCCUAUUCGCGCGGCGGCCCUCCAGCAACGCUGCUCGUUAAUGUCAGGGGUUCGAAGUCGCAAUACAGUCCUUUGGCGAAACGGAAACGCAUCCAAAGCCGCCAGCCAAUCCAACGAAUGCGCCACACGAGCAGCGAUAGUGUAGGCAGUGCUAGUAGCACUAAUGGACAGUUAAAUUCGAACGGCCAUUAGCCCACCUGAUGACGAUUAGCUCACAUUUAGAGCGCGCACGCA